ACCAGAGACUGAGAGCAGAGUCUCCAGGGUCCAGCUGUCUGUCUCUGAAGAGUGACCGGUCCAUGGAACAACCUCCCCUCUUCAGUAAUGAACCUGGACCCUCACACACAGAGGAGAGGAAGAGGAGGAGUCAUGUUUCUGAGGAGGAGCAGUCGUCCUGCUGUGCUUCGUGUCAGGACGUCCUGAAGGAUCCAGUCUCCACCAGCUGUGGACACUGGUUCUGCAGACAGUGCAUCACCUCAUACUGGGACCAGUCUGGUUCUUCAGGAGACUCCUUCUGUCCCCAGUGUGGACAAAGAUCCAGAACAGGAGCUGGAGCUCAGACAGCCGAUCGUGGUCUUCAGGAGGUUUUAGAUGAACAUCAGCUCAGUCUGAGCAGGAGAUGUGAACAUGUGACUGAAGGAAGUGAUGCAACAGGAAGUAGAACCCUCCUCAACAGGAUCUACACUGAGCUCUACAUCACAGAGGGACAGAGUGAAGAGGUUAAUACUCAACAUGAGGUGAGGCAGCUUGAGACGGCUUCCAAGAAGAAGAUCCUCCACGACACUCCCAUCAGGUGCCACGACAUCUUUAAAGCCUCCACUGACCAGCAGAGCAGCAUCAGAGUCGUCCUGACGUACGGCGUCGCUGGCGUUGGAAAAACCUUCUCGGUGCAGAAGUUCGCUCUGGACUGGGCAGAGGGUUUAGAGAACCAGGAUGUGGGUCUGCUGACUGUGCUUUCGUUCAGGGAGCUGAACCUGGUGAAGGACCAGCAGCACAGUCUCCUCACGCUGCUCCGUGUUUUCCAUCCAGCGUUACAGAAGCUCACGGCAGAGACGCUCGCUGUCUGUAAACCUUUGUUCAUCUUUGACGGCCUGGAUGAAAGCAGACCUUCUCUGAACUUCAACCACAGGAAGCUUGUGUCUGAGGUCACACAGAGGUCAUCAGUCAACGUGCUGCUGACAAACCUCAUCCGGGGGAAUCUGCUUCCCUCGGCUCUCGUCUGGAUAACCUCCAGACCUGCGGCGGCCAAUCAGAUCCCUCCUGCAUGUGUCGACAGGGUCACAGAAGUACGAGGCUUCACUGAGGCCCAGAAGGAGGAGUACUUCAGGAGGAGAUUCAGUGAUGAAGAGCUGUGCAGCAGAAUCAUCUCACACAUCAAGACGUCCAGGAGCCUCCACAUCAUGUGUCAAAUCCCAGUCUUCUGCUGGAUCAGUGCUACAGUUCUGGAGCACAUGUUGACCACAGACCAGAGAGGAGAGCUGCCCAAGACCCUGACUGACCUGUACUCACACUUCCUGCUGGUUCAGACAAAGAGGAAGAACAACAAGUACGGUGAGGGACAUGAGACGACUCCACAGCAGCUGACGGAGGCUGACAGGGACGUUCUCCUGAAGCUGGGGAGGCUGGCACUUAAACAUCUGAGGGAAGGAAACAUCAUGUUCUACCAAGAAGACCUGGAGCGGUGUGGUCUUAAUGUCACAGAGGCCUCGGUGUACUCAGGAGUUUGUACUGAGAUCUUCAGAAGAGAGUGUGUGAUCUUCCAGAAAUCAGUCUACUGCUUUGUUCAUCUGAGCGUUCAGGAGUUUCUGGCUGCAGUCUACAUGUUCCACUGUUACACCGAGAGGAACACAGAAGAACUCAAGAACUUCUUGGGAACAGAUGAGGACACAGAAGAACUCAACAUCUUCUUGGGAAUGCGUAAGAAAACAGACAGUACCUUCUCCCUGGAUGACCUCCUGAAGAGAACCAUGAAGAAAUCCCUCACCAGUACAAAUGGUCAUCUGGACCUGUUUGUUCGCUUCCUUCACGGCCUCAGUCUGGAGUCCAACCAGAGAGUCUUAGGAGGCCUGCUGGUUCGGACAGAGAACAAUCCAGAGAUCAUCCAGAGAGUCAUCAACAACCUGAAGGAGAUGCAGAGUGAUGACAUUUCUCCUGACAGAAGCAUCAACAUCUUCCACUGUCUGACUGAGAUGAACGACCACUCAGUUCAUCAGCAGAUGAAACAGUUCCUGACGUCAGGGAACAGAUCAAAGGAGGAACUCUCUGAGAUCCACUGCUCAGCUCUGGCCUACAUGCUGCAGAUGUCAGAGGAGGUUCUGGAUGAGUUGGACCUGAAGGAGUUCAACACAACACUCCAGGGUCUACUGAGACUGAUCCCAGCUGUGAGGAACUGCAGGAAGGCUCGACUCUGGGCUUGUAAACUCUCAGUGACUCACUGUGAAGUCGUGGCCUCAGCUCUGAAGUCAGACCCCUCACACCUGAGAGAACUGGAUCUGAGUGUAAACUACAAGCUGCAGGAUUCAGGAGUGAAGCUGCUGUGUUCUGGACUGGAGAGUCCAAACUGUCGACUGGAGACUCUGAGGUUGGAGAGCUGCAGACUGUCAGAGAUCAGCUGUUCUUCUCUGGCUUCAGCUCUGAGGUCAAACCCCUCUCAUCUGAGAGAACUGGAUCUGAGGUUCAACAACCUGCAGGACUCAGGAGUGAAGGAGCUGUGUGGUUUUCUACAGAGUCCAACCUGUCGACUGGAGACUCUGAUGUUGAAUCACUGCAGACUGACAGAGAUCGGCUGUUCUUCUCUGGCUUCAGCUCUGAGGUCAAACCCCUCUCAUCUGAGAGAACUGGAUCUGAGAGACAACAACCUGCAGGCCUCAGCAGUGAAGGAGCUGCUUGAUCUACAGCAGAGUCCAACCUGUCGACUGGAGACUCUGAGGUGGGGGGAGAUCUAAGUGGAGGUGAGUGUGAAGAGGACAGUGUGUGUGGACGGAGGCUGAGCUGUGUCCUGAGGAUCCAGAGGCUGAAGCAGCAGCAGCUUGUGUGUAGUCUCCAAUCUACACAACCCCUAACCUGCAUGUGUUUGUGAGAUGAAGCCGGAGCACCUGGAGAAAACACGUGGAGAACAUGCAGACUCCACACAGGAAGACCCAUCUGAACCGGAUUCAAACCAGCAACCUUCCUGCCCCGAUUGUAUUUAUUCACAUGAAGAAUGUGUUUAUUGAAAUGACACAACACAAGCAGAAUAUAUAAACCCUCUAUAAAGAGUCACAUACAGUGUGUUUAAGUUUGUCUUUAUUAUUUUCCACCUUUGUCCCUCAGUCUGUCUCCAUGUGUGUAGAACCACAUUCUGUGUAGAUGUUUGUUUAUGAUCUUAAAGUUCCUGGAUUCACGUCACAAAUUGAUUUAGUUCAACACAAAGUUCAACACAUUGAAAUCACUUUGAGUUUAAAAUCAGAGUUUUGUCUUUGACACAAAAGAUCAAAACUCUGGACUUAAAACUGAACGUUUUCAUUUCUGCAUCAGGUGCAGAGCGGUGGUGGCUUUUCUACUUUUGACCCACAGGUGGCGCUGCAGUAUAACAGCAGCACAUCCCAGUCAAAGCCUUUAUAUUCAGUCUAUGAGUCAAACACAUGGAUAAUUUCCUCUGUGACAAACCAGAUGUAACGAGAAGAAAAACAUCUCAGAGAGAAAAGUUCUGUUUCUACUUGUCUUUGCUUUAAUGCUCAAUAAACAUCCUUCCACCGA
Molecule: messenger RNA, 3501 nt
Organism: Limanda limanda (common dab)
Lineage: Eukaryota; Metazoa; Chordata; Actinopteri; Pleuronectiformes; Pleuronectidae
Product: NLR family CARD domain-containing protein 3-like
Exons: 7
Coding region: 63-2708 (881 amino acids)
Molecular function (GO): protein binding
Source: RefSeq, a predicted model, not a curated record